AUGUUUAAUAGACAAUUUGUUCGCCUGGCUAGUAAUGCCGCAAAGAAACCUCAAACUUUAAGAUUAUAUGGUGUGGAUGGUACAUAUGCUACUGCUUUAUUUGAUGUAGCGGUUGCAGAAUCUAGAGUCAAUCAAGUAGCUUCCUCUUUGACAGCUGUUAACAAUAUGUUACGUACCGAUGCAAAAUUAGCUCAUAUUUUCCAAAACCCUGCAUUAUCCUUAAAAGAUAGACAAACUGUAGCUCAAACUGUGGUAAACAAUGGUUCAAUUAAAGUUGAACCUGCUGUGGCCAAUUUCUUAAAUGUUCUAGCUGAAAACAACAGAUUGUCCCUAUUAGAAAAGAUUGCUGCCGAUUUUGCUAAAUUAGAUGAUCAUUAUAAUGGUGUUGUUAACGCAUCUAUCACUACUGUACAACCUUUAGAUAAUAAAUCAUUUAAGAGAAUCGAAAAAGCUUUGGCUGCUUCUGCUCUUGUAGGGUCCGAAAAGACUCUAAAAUUGACUAAUAAUAUUGAUCCUCAGAUUCAAGGUGGUCUUGUGGUCGAAAUUGCAGAUAGAACUGUUGAUUUGAGUAUUGCAGCAAGAAUUCAAAAAUUGAAUAAAAUCUUAGAUGAAACAGUAUGA
This is a messenger RNA of Maudiozyma saulgeensis, 621 nucleotides long. NCBI's taxonomy places the organism in Eukaryota, Fungi, Ascomycota, Saccharomycetes, Saccharomycetales, Saccharomycetaceae. The record is from the annotation of a GenBank genome assembly.